Molecule: messenger RNA, 732 nt
Organism: Lasiodiplodia theobromae
Lineage: Eukaryota; Fungi; Ascomycota; Dothideomycetes; Botryosphaeriales; Botryosphaeriaceae
Product: Glycoside hydrolase family 61
Exons: 3
Coding region: 1-732 (243 amino acids)
Source: RefSeq, a predicted model, not a curated record
AUGAGGUCCAUUCUUUCGACAUGUGCGCUGGUCGCGUCUGCUUCCGCCCACACUAUCUUCCAGGAGCUCUACGUCAAUGGCGUGUCCCAGGGCCACACGACCGGCAUUCGCGUGCCUAACUACGACGGCCCUAUCACCGAUGUCACCUCCAACGAUGUGAUCUGUAACGGCGGUGUCAACCCCCUGAACACGCCGCUGCCGACGGCUAUCAUCGAUAUCCCCGCCGGCGCCUCGGUGACGGCCGAGUUCCACCACACGCUCGCGGGCGCCGACUCGUCGGACGGCGACGACCCGAUCAGCGCCUCGCACAAGGGCCCCAUCAUGGCGUACCUGGCCAAGGUCGACGACGCGACCGUCGAGGACGUGACGGGCCUGUCGUGGUUCAAGAUCUACGAGGACGGCCUGGACGGCGCGUCGGGCACGUGGGCCGUCGACAAGAUGAUCGAUAACGCCGGCAAGGUGUCGUUCACCAUGCCCAAGUGCAUCCCCGACGGCAACUACCUGCUGCGCGUCGAGCUCAUCGCCCUGCACGGCGCCAGCACCUACCCCGGCGCCCAGCUGUACAUGGAGUGCGCCCAGAUCAACGUCUCCGGCGGCACCGCCGACGCCGUGCCCUCGGGCGUCGAGUUCCCCGGCGCCUACAAGACGGACGACGCCGGCAUCGUCUUCAACCUCUACUACCCCACCCCGACGUCCUACGCCAUUCCCGGCCCCACGGCGCUCACGUGCUAG